Molecule: messenger RNA, 2465 nt
Organism: Arachis duranensis
Lineage: Eukaryota; Viridiplantae; Streptophyta; Magnoliopsida; Fabales; Fabaceae
Product: exocyst complex component EXO70B1-like
Exons: 2
Coding region: 29-1981 (650 amino acids)
Biological process (GO): exocytosis
Cellular component (GO): exocyst
Molecular function (GO): phosphatidylinositol-4,5-bisphosphate binding
Source: RefSeq, a predicted model, not a curated record
AACUAAGCCUUAUUAGCUUCACGAAAACAUGCCUACUGGUUCUUCCUUGCCACACCACAUUGAAAAAUGGAAAAAUUGGGUGCUGCAUGAGCAUGAGCCUGAUAAAUGGUGGAUAAUGAGUGUCCCGUCAGCUAUGAUUGGACUCACCUGUUUUGCUUUCAGCUACUUCAACCAUCAUCUCAAAGCUUGGAACCUGAUGUUGAAAAUCUCCAUCUCCAUUGUUCUCAUUGCCCUCAUCUGUAUUGCAGUUUUAUUUGCAAGAAGAUGGCCAAAUGGGAGCAGACCAUGGGUGAAAGCGCAUUUGGUAUUGGUGGCGAUUACAGUCACCUAUGUCGCCACCUUCUUUCUUGAUAAAGAAAAAGAGGAGGAACCGGAUGUAUUACGCCUGGUAUCCUAUGUUGCAUUUGCUGUGACGUCUUUAAGUCUAGCAAUACAGACUCAACUCGAAUUUUUCGGGGAAAUCGUAUACUUUUUUGUUGGACUUCUACUUAUAGGACUCAUGAAGAUAAACUGGUGGUUGGCUAUCUUCCCUGGAGCAUGCUUCAGUUAUCUACUCAUUAUUCUUUCUUCAUUUCUACAUGAACUAUCAGAAAAACGCAUCCCCACUCAUACGAAUUCAUCAGCUUCACCAACCUAUACCGAAACUUCUUUUGUUGAUGAUACCUCUUCUAUCGGCUCUGGCACUGCAAUGAAUCCACAACAAUCCAAUAAUACCGAUACCGGUACUGUUCCUCUUUUAGCGCCUCCACCAGUUCGAAGUGAUGAUCUCUUAGACGGGUUCAGGCGUGCUCUACGGACGCUUAAUGGGUUGGAUAGGGAACUUGCAUGGGAGUUAAAGCGCCCCUUGGGAGAUUACCUUACAGAUAGAAGUGAAGAGGUUCCAGCGGUACUGGGGAACGACUCCAACUUCCUAGUGGAUAGGAUUUCGUCACAGGUACUUGAUGAGCUGAAUCGCUUGAUGAUGAAUUCGACCCAGUUUGACGAUGACUUGAGGAAUUUGGUGGUGGAUGAAUACAGCAGAAGCCGGAAACGGUUCUUGGAGAUAUGCCAGGUGGAGUUACAGUUGAAUGUGAAUAAAAAGAACACGGUGAAGAAGUGGAUUAAAGUUUCCAACAUAACAUUAAGGAUACUAUUUCCUAAUGAACGGAGACUCUGCGAUCGAGUGUUUGGCUCUUCGUCUGACAUCUGGGGUGAGUGUUUCAUGGAGGUUUGCUCGGAAUGGGCACGAGAUUUACUGAACUUCGCGGAUCAGGUUGCAAAGAAUGGACUUAAAUAUCAGAAACGUGACUAUUUGCCCCAGCUUUUCCAAGUGUUGAGAGCACAAUGUGAUCUAAUUAUUCCAUCUUUUGAGUUACUGUUUUCUAAUACUGAAAUCAGGGGUGCACUCUGGACUGAAGCAAUCAAAGUUAAAGAAAGACUGUGUAGAGCAAUUAAGGAUUACUUUUUCAUGGGGUUGGAGGAUUUGGCUCACGCAGAUGGAAGAAAAGAGGUAGUCUAUUGUAGUGUUAUAAUUCAUGACAGUACUGUCCAGGUAAUGGAACGCCUCAGUGAUGCCUUCAAAGAAAGAGACACCCUUGGAUUAAUCCUCCAAGAUUACCCCAUAGUUCCUGUAAAGGAGGGAAUGACUUUGCUUGCUAGUCACAUUUCUUGGAUGAUCGAUCUGCUGGAGGCCAAUUUGGAAACCUUCACAGAAAACAGCGAGAAUGCUUCCCUGGGCUGUGUUUACUUGAUCAAUAAUUUUAGUUACAUAGAAAGGAAAGUCCAUGAUACUCAAUUGGACACCAUUUUGGGGCAUAGUUGGCUCGAAGAACAAAGUGUCAAAUUCCAUGGGUACCUCGAGAAAUAUCGAAGAAACUCAUGGGAUACGGUGUUUGGCUACUUGAAGUUGGAUAGCGAGAACGUGACGGAAGAGUCAAUGAAAGAGAAGAUCCAAUUGUUUAACGAGCACUUUGGCAAAAUGUUUUAUCAUCAUCGUAGAUGAUCAGUUCAUGAUACAGUUAGGGAAAAAGUGAGAAAAUCGGUGAGCACGGUCUUUGUUCCAGAAUAUGGAAAUUUCAUUGAGAGGUUCCGCGAGAUUCUUGGGGAUCAUGCUGAUGAGUACAUCAAGUAUUCAACAUCGGAAAUUGAAGAUUGCUUCACGGUGUACCUAUUUUCUGGAAGUGGAUAUAGUUCGGAUGAUAAUCGUGAUGACGAUGAAUAAGUUGCCAAAAGAGAAAGGCGCUUUUUGUUUGGUUGAUACUUGCAUGAUUGCUAUUGUUUUUGUAGUGGUAUACUUCCAAUAUGUUUGUUGGGAGGCUAGGAUACUGCAGGUAGCUUCUCAUUCUAAAAUCUGUAACAAUAAAGUUAGCUAGGUACUUGGCCAUUUUAGUUAUUUUAAAUAAAUUUGAGAUGUAAUUAUUCUUUAGCUAUAAGCUUGGGAAUAAGUAUUAUUUUGGAUUUUUUUUUUGGAAGUUUAGUUUCAAGUG